UUACGAGGCUGUCUGCGCGACAGAACUAUAAACAAGAAACCCCCCAAAAAAAAAAUAACCAAAAUUAAUCCGAAUUUCGUAUUCGUAAUUGAAAACUUACUCACAAAUUAUAGAGCGAGAAGAUCAAAUCAAAAAUUCAAACUUUUUUUCCCGGCAUCUUUACAACCCAAUCAUCCACUGUUCUCUCAAUUUCUUCACUUUCGCCAAUCCUACAAUUCUAGGGUUUCGAUUUUUUCAAUUCCUUGCUCAAUUGCAAAUCUGAGCAACCAUCAAUGAAGCGAAAGCGUGGAAAUAAGAAGGGUAAAAGCAAAAAACAAAAAUCUCCAAAUCUUGCAACUGAAACAGUUGAUGAUUCCCCAGAAAACGAUGUUGAAAGUGGAAACACAGAUGAGAUUUCUGGGUCGGAGUCGGAAUCUGAACCGGAACCAGUAAAAGAAAACGAAAAUGAAAAAGGAAAAGAAAAGGCAAAGGUAGAAGAAGAACCCAAAAAAUCAGUUCCAGUUAUGGAAGUGGAAACACCUGUAGAGAAGAAAGAGCAAGUGGUGAGUAUAAGGCCUGAAGGGGUUUUUCAAAGACCUCCUCCUACUGCUGUUUAUGGGCGUGUAAAGCUUAAGCUCAAAGCAGCGCCUAAAUCACCAUUAGACCCUCCUCAGAUUGCUGCUUCUUCUGAGGCUCAAAUUCAGAAUCCAGUUGUUAAUGUGGUGGAUAACAAACAAGACAAGGAGGUUUCUGUUGUAGGUGAUAAAUCGGAGGAUAAAAUUAAGAAAUCUCCUGGUAUUAAGAUAGUUGUGUCUUCGAAAAGUUCAAGUCCGCAGGACGGUAAAGAAAAUGGUGGUAAUGGUAGUGUUAGUGGUAAUGGUAAUGGGAAAUCACCAGAGGCGAAGAAGAUUGAGGAACAAGAACAGAGGUUACCUCGACGAGAGUCGAAAUUGAACAAACAAGAACUGGAGACUUCUUUAGAGGUGAUUAAGAAGAUUAUGAAAAUGGAUGCUGCUGAACCUUUCAAUGUACCUGUGAAUCCUGUUGAGCUAGGAAUACCCGAUUACUUUGAUGUCAUUGAUACACCAAUGGAUUUUGGCACUGUCCGUAGCAAUCUUGAAAGUGGAACAAAGUACAUGGAUUCUGAGGAUGUCUAUAAGGAUGUUCAGUACAUAUGGGAUAACUGCUUCAAGUAUAACAGUAAAGGCGACUAUAUUGUUGACCUGAUGAAGCGAGUGAAAAAGAACUUUAUGAAGUAUUGGGUGGCGGCAGGACUAUACACAGAACAUACUAAGAAGAUCAUGGGCGGUGAUGGCACUGCUUUGGAUGAACCAACAACUUCAGGUCAAGGAAAAAAGCUUAAGAAAGGAAAGGGAGUCAAGCGGCACAAAGAUGAUUGUCUUUGUGCAAUAUGCAUAAUGAAGCGUAAAAGACGUGAGCGUGUGGCACGCGAAGCACAAGCAAUAAUUGAUGCUGGAGGUCAAGCUGCGACACCUCCGAUAAAACUUCUGAAGACUAGGCUGCCUGAAGCAUACAAGCAACAGGAGAUUGUACGCAUUGAGAGUCCAGCGGAGGAUACUUCAUCUUAUAUGGACACUUCUCCUGAUGGAGAAGCAGAUGUCGAAAUGGAAGAUGGAGAGACGAGACAUGAUGCAAUUUUGUCACAGCACCUUAAAGAGCACAGGUCGGAGGUUGAUAGACGUGAUAAAUCUGAGAGAUCUGGUGAUAUUUCGGAGAAGUCAGCACCAAGUGAUAGAGGUGAUGUGGAGUUAUAUUCUCUUAAUGAAGCAAAAUCCGAGGAUGAAUCAGGGAGCAGACAUAACAGCGAUAAUCAUAAGCAACUGUUGCUCCAACCUGAAUCACAAUCUUCAGGAUACUUGCAACAGAGGCACGAGCUUCUGGAGUUGGAGAAGAAACGUCAGAAGCAAAGAAUGUUGGAGACUUUUCGUGAUCUCGAAAACCCAAUGGUCUUAAGGCUAUGCAGCACCCUCUUCCAAAACAACGCGCGCACUGUAUGGAGUGGAGCGAAUGCAUUGGUGCGAUGCCAGAAAUCAUCAUGGCGCCAAAGAUUACAGAUGGAUGAAACUGUUGCCUCAUUCAUGAUUCCUUCCAGUAAACGUGGAUCCUAUUCCUCUCUCAAGCGCAACAGGAGCAUAAUGUGACGCUGCGAUGAUGCCAUGUGGUGUCAUCCAUCGGCGAGUGAUGGAGAGGAACCAUGGCAUGUAGUCAGGUGUAGUAGGUGCGCCAACAACAUUGAUCGGCACACCUUGGGCUAGCAGCUCCAGUCUAUGAUCCCAACGAGCGAUGUGGCGCCCGUUGAUCUCCAUCCAGUUCGUCGUACCCUGAUUCUUGCGCGAAAUCAGGUGCAACUCGGGUUCAGUGUCGUAAAGCGGUGGAAUGCCCUGUACCAACCCAUAUUGGCGCAGUACGCGCUCUGGUAGAUGUACUUCGACAAUGUCGAAGCAUAUGUGUGGCAUAGAAGCCCUUUACGCACCUGACUGAAUCCCCGAGUGCUCGGGCACAGCUGCGUAGGCUUUGGCAGGGUACAGGUCCCACAAAAACUAUAAUAUAUGUUACGAAAACUGUAAAUGAUGAGUUAAUUAAAUUGCAAUAAUUUUAAUGAGUACUGAAAUAUCUACCUGGUUGGGUCGCAGCAGGUCUAACUGAUCCCGGUAGAAUCCUAGAUCGAUCUCGGUGUGUUUGCGCAUUCGGCGUGCAAAAUUCCACCGUGAUCCAUAUGCAACAUCUGGUGUAGGUUGUAAGAAUUUCAAGAGACAUGUAAGAAUUGAUGGAUUGAAGCUAGUCUAAUAGUGGUUUUUGUAAGGGGAAUGUCGAGUUGUUUAAGCUAGGGUUUUGAAUUUGGGGAAAAUGGAAAUGAAGGGAGCUGCUGGUGUAAUUAUGGGCGAUGUUGUACGCAGUCAGUAACUGCGAACAAGGUCAAACAAGUCAACUAACUGCGAACAACUCCUUUGCUUUUUUCACCUAUUCGCAUUUAGUAACUGCGAAACAGCCCAAAUUAUAGAUUUGAAAAUUACAUGCUUAUUUUUAAAAUAAUUUGAAACUUAACUUUUUUUGUCCAUUUUUUUGAUAAAUUAGCUUACUAAUUUCAAUUUUUCUCAAAAAUAGAUAUAAA
Molecule: messenger RNA, 3112 nt
Organism: Amaranthus tricolor (Joseph's coat)
Lineage: Eukaryota; Viridiplantae; Streptophyta; Magnoliopsida; Caryophyllales; Amaranthaceae
Exons: 8
Coding region: 273-2141 (622 amino acids)
Molecular function (GO): protein binding
Source: RefSeq, a predicted model, not a curated record